AUGGAUACGACAAAGCCCGAGUUCUAUUCUAAGAACCGCUCCUUUCAGCACGACCUUGGAGUUGAGGUUCUCCAGUACCACAUGAGGUGGGAGGAAGGCGACACAGUUCUGGACGCGGGAUGUGGAACGGGAGAAAUCUGCAAGUACAUCUCCCAACAGCCAGGGGUCGCUUCUGUGGUGGGCGUUGAUGUGUCACCUGACUUUGUUAGGUAUGCCAGUCAGCACAACUCCUCACCAGACGUGCUCUACCAGGUGUCUGAUAUCACUGAUGCGUCAACAAUUAAGCCUGAGUUGCGAGGUGCCUUCAGUAAAGUAGUUUCUCUCCAAGUGCUACACUGGGUGCAAGACAAGGUUACUGCGCUAAAAGUGUUGCAUUCUUGCCUAAAGCCUGGGGGAGAAAUGUUAUUGUGGUUCAAUACUAAUGCGAGCAAAUUCUGCCGAAUCCUCCUGGGUAUGGCCUCCCACCCCAAGUGGCAAAUCUACUUGACAGAUUUCGAGCUGAAUGUGUUUCCGUGGCCUUCUAGCGAUAUCGUAAAGGAUCGCCACAGCAGCCUCCUUUUGGAGGAGUGCGGUUUCGAAGUCCUUUCUUGUGAUCUAAAAGAACAUCUGCACCCUUUUAAUUCUAAGAAACAAUUUAGGAAUGCUGUGGGUGCCUGUUUGGGCCAUCUUUGCUACAUCCCACAAGACAAACACGAGGAAUUCUUGAACGACGUAGAAAAGAUGACGAGAGAUAUCAACUUUGUUUCAGACAAUUACAAAGUAACCAAUGAGUGUCAGGUUGUCUACGCUCGAAAGUUGUAG
Molecule: messenger RNA, 801 nt
Organism: Branchiostoma belcheri (Belcher's lancelet)
Lineage: Eukaryota; Metazoa; Chordata; Leptocardii; Amphioxiformes; Branchiostomatidae
Product: juvenile hormone acid O-methyltransferase-like
Exons: 2
Coding region: 1-801 (266 amino acids)
Molecular function (GO): S-adenosylmethionine-dependent methyltransferase activity
Source: RefSeq, a predicted model, not a curated record